Messenger RNA from Bicyclus anynana (squinting bush brown), 1908 nucleotides. Its product is annotated as peroxidase-like. Gene Ontology annotation, molecular function: peroxidase activity; heme binding. Bases 1 to 1893 code for a protein of 630 amino acids. NCBI's taxonomy places the organism in Eukaryota, Metazoa, Arthropoda, Insecta, Lepidoptera, Nymphalidae. The transcript has 12 exons. Gene Ontology annotation, biological process: response to oxidative stress. The record is from RefSeq and is a predicted model, not a curated record.
AUGGCGUUUAACUGCAAAUACAAACUUCUUACCAUAAUAUUGACUGUUAUCUCCGGAACAUCACCGUCGACGAUGUACGAUGCCUACAGCGGGAAUGUGUUAACACCUGAGCAGUACAAAGGACACAUAAAAAGAAACACCACUUUCUGGUGCACAAAUGAAAUCGAACCUUGCAACCCUCACGAAGGAAGACGUGUGGACGGCUCGUGCAACAACCUGCAGCACCCCAGUGUAGGAGCCUCCCACACUCCGGGGUACCACGUGCUGCCGGUUGUGUUCGAUGGCUACAAUGACUCAAGGAAAUCUUGUCGAGGAAAGGAAUUGCCGUUAAGCAGAAAAGUUCGCACAACCCUAUUACUGGAAGGCCGAUUGCCUGAUCAGCAAAUAACCCAUCUUCUUACGUACUUUUCGGUUUUCAUGUCGGCAGAUGUUCUCUCUUUUCACGAUACAAUCAACUAUAUGAUAUGGAAUACACACUGUUGCGAUGAAGGCGGAAGGGAUGACCCCGAGUGUAUAAGUAUAAAGAUACCGGACGAUGACCCCGUGCAUCGGUUCUCCAGCGAGAGAUGUUUGAACUUGACAAAGCCUUUUACUUUUCAAUCAAAUGGAUGUGCCAGCACGAAAUAUUCUCCGGAAAGGAUUGUAACAUCGACCCCUGCAUUUGAUUUGUCUCACAUUUACGGAAAUAAGCUGGACAACUCGUUGACGAAAAGAACUUUUAAAAAUGGCUUACUGAAGUAUGAGAUAGCUGACGGACGGAUAUGGCCUCCUUCGUUAGAACACUACCAAGGCAUAUGUAUAGCGAACGAGCCGCCCCAUGAAACAAGAUGCCACGAUGUGGGAGAUGAUUCCAAUAACGGCAUCCUAGGCACAAACCUGUUCACUGUAUGGAUGUGGCGCCAUCACAACCACAUCGCCACUGAGCUGGCGACGAUCAACCCGUGCUGGGGCGACGAGCAGCUAUUCUAUACCGCCAGGGAGAUCAACAUAGCCAUGGCUAUGCAGAUGUUUCUCUAUGAACAUCAACCGAUACUACUAGGUGAAGAAAAUCUUAUGAAGGAAGGCGUUUUGUCUCCGAGUCACGGCUACAGAGAUGUGUACAACGAAGAUGUUCUCCCACAGGUGUCUUUAGAGUAUGGGUUUUCUUUGCGAUGGACUCACACUAUACAAGAAGGUAUAGCGAAAAUGUAUGACACAAAUGGCAAUUACAUCAAAUAUACGCGUAUAGCCAAUCUCACGCUGCGCACAGGCUACUUGGCGGUGGAUGACAACAUCGACUACAUCACGCAGGGCGCCUUCCGACAGCCCACCGGGAACGUCGACCACGCCGUGGACCCGGAUAUAGCAGAAACUGGAUUGGGAAUAACGCAACGGUUGUCCGACAUAACCGCCAGUGAUUUGCAGAAAAACAGAUUCCUGGGCAUCGCACCCUACGUGGACUACAGGAGGUAUUGUUUCGGAGAAGUUAUCAGAACAUUCGAUGAUCUGCUACGCGCCAUUGAUCCUGAGAGAAUAGAGCUCUUAAAAGAGUUGUACGACGACGUGACGGACAUAGAUCUAAUGGCAGGCAUGUGGGUAGAGAGGCCGAUCUCACGAGGGCGCGCGCCGGCGACGUUCUACUGCUUGACUGUGGAGCAACUGGUGCGCACCGUCGCCAGUGACAGGCACUGGUACGAGCGGCACAACAGGCCCAACGCUUUCACUAUCAAUCAGUUGCUGGAGAUCAGGAAAGCCAGCAUGGCCAGACUGCUGUGUGACGUCGGAGACAAGGUGACCAGCAUACAGCCACGAGCAUUCUUGAUACCAGGUCCAGGAAACGAAAUAGCAAGUUGCGAAAAAAUUCCAAGCGUUAAUUUAAAUGCGUGGAGAGACAAGCGGUGUCGAUCUCAGUAGGAGCAAAAUAUAUAC